Mugil cephalus (flathead mullet) is the source of this 1413-nucleotide messenger RNA. RefSeq names its product interferon-induced protein with tetratricopeptide repeats 1B-like. Bases 58 to 1413 code for a protein of 451 amino acids. Gene Ontology annotation, molecular function: protein binding. The transcript is spliced from 2 exons. The record is from RefSeq and is a predicted model, not a curated record. Gene Ontology annotation, cellular component: cytosol. Gene Ontology annotation, biological process: defense response to virus. Lineage: Eukaryota; Metazoa; Chordata; Actinopteri; Mugiliformes; Mugilidae.
GUUCACCUCAAAACAACAACAACAGACAGAGACGUUAAUAUUGACAGGAACAGCUGGAUGAUGAGUGCUGCUGAGACUAAGUCGACCCUGGAGUCCAGACUGGACGCCCUGCAGAGCCACUUCACCUGGGACCUGGUCUUUGGAAAGUCCAUCAUUGUCCGUCUCAGAGACAAACUGAAGGACAUCGGCACUGAUGAAAGAAACUUCUGGCUGGGUCAUGUUUACAACCUGCAGGGGUUCGUCCACUAUCACAUGGGAUUAGUUGAAGAGGCCCGGAGUUUCCUCAGCAAGGCCACCGAGGCUUUCCAUCAGAUUAGGAAGGGGGACUCAGAUGAGGGUCCCUGGUUGUUGGUGAACUAUGGGAACCUGGCUUGGCUGCACCACUACCUGGGUGAGGAUGAGGAGAGUGAGUCUUACCUGUCAAAGGUGGACGCCCUCAUGAAGGAGUACCCAUCUCCAUCCGAGGACGAGCUCCACCCAGAGGUCUACGCUGAAAAGGCCUGGACCCUGCUGCACUUUGGCAAAGACGCGAAGAAACAAGCUGCAGAUUAUUUCCAGAGAGCCAUCAGGAUGCAGCCGGACAUGGUGGAGUGGCAGACCAGCUACGUCCUGGGGUUGGUGAGCUCUUUCAACCACGAGAUGAUUCUGAGCACCGACAUCUUGGAGAAACUACGAGCAGCGAAGGAGAAGGAUCCAGAGAACAUUUACCUCACCAUUUAUUGUCUCGAGCAAAAGGCAAAGGAAGGAGAAGACAUAAAGGAUGAGAUUCAUGAGCUGGCUGAAAAGAUUUUAAUGAAUCCAGUCGGCAGCUACAGUGGCAUUAAACCAAUACUGAGGCUCUACAAGGAACACAUUUCUUAUGAUGACGCCAUUAAUCUGGCAGAGGAGGCUCUGAGGAAGCAUCCAGACGAUCGCUACCUGACGUGGUGUGCAGCGCUCUGCUACAAAUGGAGGAUCAUUAAUGGGAAAGGCACGCUCCCAACGCCCCAACAAAGCAUGAUGGACAGAGCCACCAGUCUCUACAGUGAUGUGAUCUCACUUUAUCCCGACUCUGCUCUGUUGAAGAAGAUCGGCCUCGCUAAUAUUUACGCCAAGUCGAGAGAGGCCGUCCACAAAGCGAAUCAGAUCUACCAGGAGCUGCUGGAGCAGGACCUGGAGGACUUAGAUAAACAGAUGCUCUACAACUUCUACGCCAAACACUUGUACUACAACUGCCGAGAGUACGACAUGUCAACAGAUUAUCACAUGAUGGCUGCACAGAUACCUCACCAGACCUCCGCCCGGGAGAACAGCAUCAAAAUGUUAGCGAAUAACACAAGACGAAGCAAGAACCGACGGUGCAGGGAGAUCCAGGAGUUUCUGGAAAACCUGCAGGACUAUGAUCCUGUUCAAGCUUUUAAUGGAACCACCUAA